AUGCGCAAGACGCCCUCGAACUACGUCCAAGAUAUCGAGAGAAAUGGGCGCACGGUUACCGUGAUCAGAGGAUUUGAGGGUCAGGACUAUCUGGAGAAGUGGGCCGAGACCGCUGAAGCCGAAGAGGCCCGACUAGCACAACCGUACACCAAGAAGAUUGAGAAGAUUGAGACCGAGCCGACGCCGCAGCUUGAGCAGACUGAGCAUAUUGAGAACCAAGAGCUGGCCCAAACGCCCGAGACGCCAAAGCGCAAGCCAUCCAAGACCCUUUUCUAG
Molecule: messenger RNA, 276 nt
Organism: Penicillium mononematosum
Lineage: Eukaryota; Fungi; Ascomycota; Eurotiomycetes; Eurotiales; Aspergillaceae
Product: mitochondrial 54S ribosomal protein mL41
Exons: 1
Coding region: 1-276 (91 amino acids)
Source: RefSeq, a predicted model, not a curated record